AUGGCAGACGAGAAUGAGUUCAACGCCGGACCCGGCGUGGACGAGCUGCGCGACCAGCUGGAUACCUUGUGGGAGAAACAUCUCACCCUCCUAGACUCAUACCACCAAGCUCAGCAGCAGAUUGCCCGCCAUUUCUCCUCUGGCUUCUUCCAUCUGGCUCAGGCAACAUUCAAGUCGACUACUCGCGUUCGAUAUGGCCAGGAAUACUAUGACGACCGGAUGCAAGCUACCACUCGCUUCGAGCCUUCUAUCGACACCAAAGACGUUUCCCACCUUGCCUUGAAACUCAAUCACACGCCUUGCCCCUCGACCAAGCACUCGGACAAAGAGUCGACCGAAAUGUCACCGCAUUCCAAGGAGAAGCACAACCAAGAAAAACAGGCGGACAAACUCGGAGAACAAGGGGAAGAAGACAAACCCGAAGAACAAAAUCAGGAAGACAAACCCGACGACAAAGAAAAGACACACAACAAACUCCGCGAUCCACUUCACUGGUAUGGCAUUCUGGUGCCUCCUUCGCUGCGUGCAUCUCAAAAGUCUUUCAGCUCUGCAAUGCACGACCCAGUCAUCAACGCAGCCAACUCGGCCCAAGCUCUUCGUCGUGUCGACAUGGACAUUCGCAAGUUACGCAAAGAUAUUAAAAAGGCAGAAAAGCGUGUCGUCUAA
Molecule: messenger RNA, 666 nt
Organism: Aureobasidium namibiae CBS 147.97
Lineage: Eukaryota; Fungi; Ascomycota; Dothideomycetes; Dothideales; Saccotheciaceae
Exons: 1
Coding region: 1-666 (221 amino acids)
Biological process (GO): vacuolar proton-transporting V-type ATPase complex assembly
Cellular component (GO): extrinsic component of endoplasmic reticulum membrane; Vma12-Vma22 assembly complex
Source: RefSeq, a predicted model, not a curated record